Molecule: messenger RNA, 3891 nt
Organism: Schistosoma margrebowiei
Lineage: Eukaryota; Metazoa; Platyhelminthes; Trematoda; Strigeidida; Schistosomatidae
Source: the annotation of a GenBank genome assembly
ACACUACUAAUGAAGGCUGAGUAAAUUCCUCCUAGUUUGAAUGUAGUUCGCGUAACACGUUUAAAGUUGUCGACUUCAACGAUUCUCGCUCUAAAACUGCGAAAUGCUCCCAUGUUAAACCCGAACCUGCUAGCAACUGAACCUCGCUUAAAUGUCAUUCACAACUGAACGCUUACGUCAGUCCGUUCUCAGAGAGUUCGGAAGGGUCUUCUCUCUGUUGCCAGGGCAGAAGAUUCUUCUUGUGGAUGCGCAGCUGUUAAAAGCAAUCGACCGUGUGGCCAGCAUGUCCAUUUUAAGACAGUUGUCGGUCACAAAGGUGUUCAAAAUUGCCGAAAGUCCUCCGAAGGCGGACUAUGAGAGGAUUGCUUAUAUGGUCCCACCAGAGUUUAGCUCAUGCUUAUCGGUAAUUAAACAUUGUGAAGUGGAUCAAUCGAAAAAUAUCAAACGAACGAGAUUGAUAAUAUUUGUCCCCAAAGAGACUGUAGCAGUGACCUAUCUUUUGGAAUCUCGAGGUUUUCUUGGUCGACAUUUAUGUACCACAAGUUUAUCACUCAGUUGGAUUCAAUUAGAUACAGAUUUGUUAACAUUAAAUUUGCCGACGCUAUUUUCAGACUACUAUUUAUACAAAGAUUAUUGUUGGCCUCAUUAUAUGGGCAUGGAGUUGGGACGUUUGCUUAAAUUAACAAGUGAAAGUGAUUUAGCUCCCAUGGGUUGUCGAAUUCAUGCUUUCGGAGAGGCGUCCCAUGUUGUUACUGCUGGUAUUCGUUUAUACUGUAUUCAGUCAGGUCUGGUCAGUUUGGAUAGGAAGGUUUCAACUGUUAAUGGUACCCAGUCAAAUUAUCGAAGUAAUGUAUCUGUUUCUGAUGAAAGUGUCUUAACUCCUACCAACUCAUUAAAAAUUCUGGGCUCACAAUCAUCAUCUACGUCAUUGUCAACUAAUUCUGCACGUCCACCACCUUUGGUUCUUGUAUUCAGUCGUGAUCUGGAUUACAUAACUCCCCUUUUGGUUCCAAUGACAUUUGAAGCUCUGAUUCACGAAGUUGUUGGGAUAGAAUUAGGUCAAGUUGAAUUACCUCCAGAAUGUGCUGAUGAAUCGACCCCACAGAAACAAAUUCUUGAUAGCACAAAACUACACUACUACAAAGAUAUUAGAGAUGUCCAUAUAUCUCGUGUUCAUUCAUUACUUCUGGAUUGGCGUGGUAAACUUCAAGAUUCACGUGGUGAUUUAGAAAUGCAAUUGGUUAGUCAAAAAUCUGUUGUUCAGCAUAAACAGCAUUCUAGUUCAAACUCAAUUCAGACUACUAGUACUAUUAAUAACACCUGUAAUUUGCGGAAUAUUAGUACACGUCUAGGUCCAUUUUUAGCUAAAAGACGUGAAUUGUCAUUUCUUUUAGCAUGUUUAGAACAAGUAUUAUGUGCAAUGACAAUUAAAGAACGUGUGGAAGAUCUACGUACAGCACAAAGUUUAUUAUUACAAUCCGGUAGCGGGGGAUCUCUUGCAAUUGGUCAAGUUGGAAUUCCCUCUCUUGAUGAUGACAAUGAUGAUGGUGACUCUAAUGCUCCUGAUCGUAACCGAAAAUUUACUCCAGUUUCAAUUGGUGGUUCAUGUGGUAAUUUAGCAGAUGCUUUAAAUUCCUUACCUAUGCGUUUAGCUAUCGAAUGGUUGACUACACACCAUGGUGAUCAUCUAAUUGAUGGGCUCCGUCUGGUUGCAUUGAACUGUGUUUUACAUGAUGGCUUAGGUGAUGAAUUGUACGACGUAAUGAGUCGUGCCAUAAUACAUGCUGCUGGUCAAAUCACCUUCCCUAUGCUUGAAGCGUUAUCCUCACUUGGAUUAUUAUAUCCCCGUUCUAAACUCCCAGAAAUAUCAUCUGCAAAAAAAUCUAUUACAAACAAUCAUCCAACUGACCCACAAUCAAGCAUGUUUGUGGCGCAAACGAAUAACUCGACAAAAAAGUCCAGUCAUGCACUAACUCAUACUGUUGCCAAGCUGAAAUUAACACAACGACAAAAAUCUCGUUACAAUUAUCUACAUCAUUUGUUACAGUUGAGCAAUUGGAAUCAGGCCAAUCGACAUGUUGAUCGUACGGUUAUUUCACCUACAUAUGUUUAUUCUGGUCAACAUUGUCCUUUAGUUGUUCGGCUUUUAGAGUCUGUUUGGUCAGCUGGUCUUCUAGAUUCUAAAUUUCAAUCUGUUAAAUCAAACUCUUCUGCUGCUGAGCAAAAUCAUUCAGACUUUGAACUAAUUGCCCAGCCACAAUUAAUCGAAGCACUUAAACGAAUGGGUCUUCCAUCUGAAGUGAUUCUUUAAUUGAUUUGGUCCUAUAAGUGAGUAGAUUGUGAAGUUACUUAUAACUUGUUAAAAUGGUAUACAAGUAGGUUUCUUUUAAUUUUCAAUAGUAUCUCAUUACAAAGUGCUUUCAUUAAAUAUGAAAACCAUACAUUCAAUACAUUAUUUGCACAUCCUCCUUCAGUUGUCCUUUACAUUCUUCAUGAUUCUUUCAAUUCUGUUGUUAUUACAAUUGCUCUCGGUUUACAUUCCUGUUCUCUUCAAUUCAGUCUUCCGCUGCCAGGCAUUCCAGUUCAGAUUACUGCUACAUAGUACUUAUAUCUGUCAGCAUAAGUUGCAUACAUCAUAUAUACAUAUAUAUAACUUUUCCCGAAAUUUUCACAUCAUUCGUCUUAUGAUUUUCUCUAUUUUAUUUCAUAACAAAAGGUUCAACUAGAAAUCAGACACCUAUUAAUCUUUUUAAUUCAAAGACUAUUUCACAGAGAAUAAUUCUACUGUAUUGACGUUUUUACUUCACUUACGUAAUUUGAGAAUCGACUGAGAUAUCUGUGAAACCACUAUUAACGUAAACUUUUCCUUCUCAUAGUUAUUUUAGUUUAUUUGGUUUAUUAUUAUCAUUGCAAAAAUACUCAAGCGAAUACGAUUUCUUAAACUGAAUUAGUUCACUCAUUAAUUACCUUCUACAGUACGUGAUUUUCUAAUCCCAUGAUACAUGUAUCUUGCACACUAAUCAUAAUAAUGGAUUUAUAAUCCUGUCAUUGUAUAUAUCAACUAUUGAAAUAUUAUUAUUUUGUAGAGACCGCAAGUAAAUAAAUUUUUUAAAAUCAAGUUAAAGUAUUUUCUCUUUUUAUCCCAUAAGUUGCUUCAAAUCUGGGUCUCGUUAAUCUCUAUGAUCCAACAUUAACAGCUGCAGGAUAUCAGCAUGAUAUAUUUUUUAAGAAGAACCGUCCAAAUGCCCCAGCUCCACAUCCUUUACCUCUCGUAAGCACUGAUCAACCUAUUGUCGUAGCAUUUCCUGGCGGUUGUACAUAUGGUGAAGUUGCAGCUCUUAGAUUUGUUGCUAAACGGAGAAGAUGGAAUCUACUUAUUGCUACAUCGUGUAUUCUUACAUCACGAGACUUAUUACAGCAAGCUGGAAAAGCAGCAAUGAAUGUGAACUCUCUAUAGAUUUUAAAAUUUCCUGACAGGCAUUCUUUUAAUUGUCUCUUCAAAUUUUUGAUGUCCGAAUCUCUACUCUCAGGUUCUUUAUAUUUGCCUAAACUUAAACGUUUUCAGUUUUAUUGUUAUUUGUUCUACUUAAAUAAGGAAUCUUUUUUUGUUCUAUAGGUUUCUUGUAUAAAAACUAAUUUUGUUUGUUGUUAAAUAUGCGAUUUUGUAUAAAACUAACGUUUUUCUACAAUAAAAGCUCACUCCUUCCUAUUAUCAGUGUUAAUCAAUGAAUGCAUUUUUAUCAUUGUUUUUUCUUACAAUAUUUCCCAUACUGUUUUUGUUUGGUUUUCAUAAAUUAUUUUUACUUUUUAGUAAUUUUCAUUCUUUCUCUCAAUAAAUUAUAUUUUUCUGUAAUACAGUUUUGUUAAAUACUCUAUUCAUUUCAUUCAGAC